AUGCAAAGCCAAACCUAUGCACAGGGCACGCUGAUCUGGAUCAAGCAUGAGGAGGAGGUUUGGAUCCAGGCGGAGAUCGUCACGGCCAACGAUAAGGAGAUCAUCGUGAAGACGGCAGAAGACCCGAAUAGCAGGAUCGUCUUGGGGCCUCACGAGCCCAUCUUCCUCAGGACUUCAGAUGUCUUCACUUCCGAGGGUUUGUCUGUGCUGGACGACCUGUGUCAGCUGACGCACCUGCACGAGCCGGCAGUACUCAGCUCCCUACAAAAUCGCUUCGACAUCGACAAGAUCUACACCUUCACGGGCCCCAUCCUCAUCGCGCUGAAUCCCUUCAAGGGCAUUCCCGGUCUCUACGAUGAGGAGGCGCAGUUGCAAUUCGCCCUGCACGGCCCACGGCCCACGGCCCGCGCCUUCUGCUGUGAGGUCUUGAAAAGUUUCAUGACCACGAAGCCCUCCAGCAAGCCGCACGUCUUCAACACCUCCAACGCCACUUACCGCGGCAUCUGCGAUCGUCGCAAGAGCCAGACGGUGCUGAUCAGCGGGGAGUCUGGAGCCGGAAAGACGGAGACGACGAAGUUCGUCAUGAAGUUCCUGGCCAUGGCCGGGGCCGCGGACGGCGAAGUCACCAGCGUGGAGAAGCAAGUCUUGGAGUCGAACCCUUUGCUCGAAGCCUUUGGCAACGCCCGUACCUUGAGGAAUGACAACUCCAGUCGCUUUGGAAAGUUCAUCGAGUUGCAGUUUCGAAGCUCUGGCCAAGAUGCAUCAGCUUUAGGCGUGGCCGGCGAGAACUGUCGCCUCUGUGGCGCCCGGAUCCAGACUUAUCUCCUGGAGAAGGUGCGUGUCUGUGACCAACAAGAGGGCGAGAGAAAUUAUCACCUCUUCUACGAGGCCUGCGCAGCGGCUUCUUUGGCUGCUGGCAAUGGCUAUACGUUCCCGCAGAGGCUGGCCAAAGAGAAGGUGAAGGAGGUGACAUUGAACCUCGAGGGCUUUGCGGAUCUGGCGAACUUCGCUUACCUGACGCGAUCUUCCUGCAAGACAUUGAAGGACGUGGACGACGUGGAGAUGUUUGAGAGGCGGAUCCAUGCCAUGCAGACAAUCGGGAUUCCGCACGAAGAGGUGACGCAGAUCUUGCGGAUGGUCGCCUCGGUGCUCCACUUGGGCAACGUGAAGUUUGAUGCUCCGCCGAACAACAGCGAAGGAUCCAUGUCCAUGGCCGAGUGCGAAAGCUCGGUGGAAAUGGCGAGCAAGCUUCUGGGAGUGGAUCGGAAAGCUUUGGAGUCUGCGCUCUGCAGUCAGACGCGGGUCACUCGCAGUGAGAAGAUUCGGAGCCCCGUGAACGUGCGCCAAGCCGCGGACAACAGAGACGCGCUGGCGAAGGCGGUCUACGGCAUCGUCUUCAACUUCAUCGUGCAGAGCACCAACAUGUCCAUCGGCUAUGUUGAGGACGUGAAGCUCUUCGCAGGCGUCCUGGACAUCUUUGGCCUUACGCUCAGGCUCAGGCAAAGCGAGGCUUUGAGAGCGACCGAGCCGCUUUGCAUUAACUUCACCAACGAGCGGCUGCAGCAGUUCUUUAACUCCUUCGUCUUCAAGCUGGAGGAGCAGCUCUACGAACGAGAGGGCAUCGAAUGGGACCCACUCGACUUCCCUGACAACCAGGAUGCCGUGGACAUGCUUCAGGCAAAGGGCACCGGUGUCUUUGCGAUCCUGGACGAAGAGUGCGUGGUUCCCCAGGGCUCAGACCAGGGCUUCAACAACAAGCUGAUCAAGCAACAUCGAGGUCACAGGCGCUUUGACGAGAUCAAAACAAAACCGUCCUGGUUUGUGAUCAAGCACUUUGCCGGCCCUGUGAGCUACUGCUCAGAUGGUUUCCUGGACAAGAACAAAGAUCAGCUGAGCAAUGACCUCAUUGAGUGCAUGGGGGCGAGCACCAAUGAGUUCAUCGUCAGGCUUUUCAGACAGGACGUAAAAUAUGGCGAAGUUCUGAACAAGGAGGAGUCUUCGGAGACCGGUGCCGGAAAGAAAAAGAAGAAGUACACGGUCUGCUGCUUAAGUCUUGAUCAACUGGCCUCGCUUAUGGACAUCGUUGAUCUGACGGAGCCCCACUUCGUGCGCUGCAUCAAACCCAAUCCACAGAACGAGCCGGACCGCUAUGAUCGAAAGGCCGUCACCGAGCAGUUGAGAUACGGGGGUGUGCUCCAGGUGGUGCAAGUCAGCCGAGCUGGCUAUCCGGUGCGGAUCAACCACCAAGAGUGCUGGGACGACUUUAAGGUCAUCGCCUCUCCACAGAUUGUUUCAGGGCUGAAGCACGUGGACGACUCCAAGGUCAGGGCGCAGAAGCUGCUAGAGCACUUGGCCUCAGAGCUCAACGUGCCGAAACCCCUGCAUGGCCUGCCCAUGGCAGUGGGAAAAACACUAGUGUUCUUCAAGCUCCCAGCGUUCGAACGGCUGAAGUUCGCGCGCCUCGAGCUACUCGUCAAAUCUGCGACACAGAUCCAGGCUGCUUGGCGUCGCCGUGUUCAGAUGGGCAAGUACAAGGCAAUCUGUCUCUUCACACGCCACAUUCAGGCUUUGUUGCGAAGCAAGCAAGCGCGAAGCGACCUGAUGCGCCGGAAGCAAGAGGGCGCGGCCGUGAAGCUUCAAAGCCUCGGGCGCCAAUUCGUGGAACGCAGAAGAUACAAAGCUUUGAUGAAGAAGGUUGUAAAGAUCCAGGCCUGGCAGAAAGGCAUUUGCGGACGGCGCUAUGCCAAGGAGUACCGGAAGGUGUCUUCGGCGACGCGCAUCCAGCGGAACUGGAAGCGUUGGAAGACGCAGCGGGUCUACAAGCUCUUCCGGCAAGCAGUCUAUGUGGCGCAGGAGCGCUUGAGGAUGCACGCGGCGAAGAGUCAGAUGAAGAAGUUGAAGCAGGAGGCCAAGGAGGCGCCGCAAAGGGUUUAG
Molecule: messenger RNA, 2934 nt
Organism: Symbiodinium sp. CCMP2592
Lineage: Eukaryota; Dinophyceae; Suessiales; Symbiodiniaceae
Source: the annotation of a GenBank genome assembly